UUUGUUGUUUUCUUGAUUGAAUCUCAGAGACAAAAAAGAUGAGUUGCUUUUGUAUCCGUCCCAACAAAAGUAACACACAAAAUGUCACCACCACCAUCGCUUCCACUGCAAGUAACCCUGAGAAUACAAUCACCACUGUCGCCACCGCUUCCACUCUCCCACAUAGCUUUCUUUCAAAGAUUUUGGGAAAGGGAAAACUUGAAUCCAAAGUGAAUAAGAAAAAAGAGGAUUCUGCAUCUACGUAUACUGAACCUGUGAAGUUAAAUAUAAGAAAUGAGGCGAUACAGAAAUUCUGUUUUGAUGAACUUAGUGCAGCAACAGACAAUUUCAAGAACAUUGUGGGUCAAGGAGGUUUUGGCGGAGUUUACCUAGGGAUGCUUCAAACAAAACAGGUCGUAGCUAUAAAGCGACGUGACUCAAACGGUGUACAAGGAACCCAGCAAUUUAUUGCUGAAGUGGAGACAUUGAGUAAUGUAAGCCACAAAAAUAUUGUCCAACUGAUUGGAUAUUGUUAUGAGAAGGAGCACAAGCUAUUAGUUUACGAGUACAUGGGUUUGGGAUCUUUGGAAGAUAAUUUGUCAGAUCAUCAUCGGCGAGGUAUUCUUCAUUGGGAUACAAGAAUGAGAAUAGCAACUGAAAUAGCAAAGGGUGUGGAGUAUCUACAUGUUAAAAUGGAUCCUCCUAUGAUAUACCGUGACCUUAAAAGCUAAAGUAUUUUGUUAGGCGAUGUAUAUGAUGUAAAGUUAUCUGAUUUUGGGUGUGCUAAAGUAGGCCCAGAAUAUCGUUCAACAAAGAUUUUUGGCACAAUUGGAUAUUUUGAUCCAGAUUAUACAAAAACAGGUAUUUUGUCAUUCAAAUCAGAUAUUUACUGCUUUGGAGUUGUUCUUUUGGAGCUGAUCAGUGGUACUAAAGCUUUUGAACCAAAUGUUGUUUUAUGGGUAAGUCAAUGUUGGUCUUUUUUGGUCCUUCCCAAAUUGUAGUAGUUUAGAAUUUGAGUUACCUAUAAUUAGUUCUAAAUUAUUGGUAAUGAGUUUCCCUCAAAUCUACAAAAUUGCAGUUGAACCGCUCAAAUAAGUGAACCAUAGUUCAAGUUGAUUAAAUUUAAAAUAAGCAUGUGCAUGAUAGUUUAUAUAAAGUACAUACCAAAUCUCUAUUUUGAAGGUUUCAAAUUUAUGUCUACUAUCCUACAUUAGAAGGCAAUGCUUUAUAAACUGAUCUGGAAAUUAAUCUGUUUAGAAUUUUCUUUGAACCACUUUAAUAAUCGAACUGUUGAUGAUGUUUAAGAGAUGUUUGUUAUACAUAAAGUGCAUAUACCAAAUAUCUAUUUUCAAGGCUGCAAAUUCAUUCAUGUACAUACUUGCCUCAAUUAACAAAAAAAUAUUUCUUUAUUGAUACAUGUGAAUAUUGUUUUGCAGGCAAGUCCUUUAUUUGAAGACAGAUUCGAAGAAAUUGUUGACCCAUUGCUAAAAGAGAAAUAUCCUGCGAGAGAUUUACAGAAAGCUAUUGCCAUUGCUGCAUCAUGUGUUCAAAAGAAAGUUGAUGAUAGGCCCGAUAUAAGUCAGAUUGUCAAAGACCUCGAAGCUCUAAAUAAAAUGAAAUCCAAGGUUGAUGAAGAAGAAAGUUCUGGAGCAGCAGAGAGCAGGGUUGGACAAAGUUCUACUAGUUGAAGUUACAUUCUUAUGGAGUGAAAAUUUUGUUAUGAAUCAGUAAACUAGGAAAUUGCAUUUUUUCUGCUCAUAUGUGACUAUGUUUUUUAAUUUUGUUUCAUUGGAGAUAAUGUGUGCUUUUCAAAUGCAAUUUUCCUUUCCUUAUGUUCUUCUUGAAUUGUUUUGCCUUCUACCCAUUUGUCAGAAUUUUGAGCAUUAUAACUAGGGCUGGGCAAAAAUAACCAAAAACCGAUCCGAACUGGUUAACCGAACUGAACCAUAUUAAAAUUUUAAUUGUUAUGAA
Molecule: messenger RNA, 1950 nt
Organism: Medicago truncatula (barrel medic)
Lineage: Eukaryota; Viridiplantae; Streptophyta; Magnoliopsida; Fabales; Fabaceae
Product: probable serine/threonine-protein kinase PBL6
Exons: 4
Coding region: 39-710 (223 amino acids)
Biological process (GO): protein phosphorylation
Molecular function (GO): ATP binding; protein kinase activity
Source: RefSeq, a predicted model, not a curated record